GCGGGUGUUUUUUUGUUGUUUUCAUGUUUUGGUCUAAUUAACUUAUAUCAACUAGAGCUGCGCGCAGAAGACAUUUAUGUAUAUCCACUUUGUGUUUUCAAUGUUUUGCUGGUAUUCGUUAUUAUUUGUUUUGCUCUACGGUUAUGUUUACUGUUUUCUAUUUGGACAAGGGACUUUGGAUUAGGCGGACAAAUACCGAGUGGAUAUCUCACUGACUGAAAUAUUAACCGUAUAAUUAACGCUUUAUACCCUGUGGCCUGUCUCGUAAAAUUAGUUAUCUUACGAUUAAAAAGAUACUCACUUAAUUCAGGUGUGUAUAAUUUUAUCCUUAUCGGUUACCAACUGCGAUUGCAGUAGGUACUCGUGGUACGGUACCUGAUUCUGACUGGUGGAACGUCUGGCUCGGAAAUUCGGAAUGACAGAUGCAUAAAGGAAGCCAUCGUUGAAGUGGACUCUCUGUAUUUGGCGACAUCAGCUACGAUAGUGUACGAUGGCGAGCUCAUCUCACGAUCUCGCUGAAAGUGAGCCACUGCUUUGUCCGCAGUCUCGACGAGAAUCCCACAGAAAUAUUUGGUACCAGAGCCCGUACAUUGGGGGCCAGUUGGACGCUUUAGAAAGAACCGGCAGUGUUAGCGAUUUCAGCACCUUGCGACAACUGUUUGAUCAAGAUGAUGCAAAUUCCGAGGGAAUGCGUUCGGUGCGUUCCAAUUCGACAGGCAGUCAGGACGGGCACCUCAACCGAAUGCGAGCGUCAGUGCGAGCGUCUGCCCUUCCAGCAGCUGGCGAAUUUAGCUACAUUCGCAACAGAUAUGCUCCGUUGCGCGAAAAGAGCAGCACACGAGUAAUUUCGGAUCAGUACGAGAGCCUGGAUUACGACAAGUGCGAAAAUUCGCUGUACUUACGAGCUGAGGCAAAGCAAACUUUCUCCCAUGUGAACCGCAUCCAAGUGGAGAAAUGGAUCGUUAUGUUUUUUAUUGGGACUUUCGUGGCUUUGAUAGCUAAUGCGGUUGUGAUAACGGUGGAGAAAAUUUCCGAAUGGAAAUAUAGCCGGCUGCGGGACAUUUUUGAUGUCUGUUCUACAACGAAAGAAAACUGCUUAGUUCAGCCGUUGGGUUUUUGGAUCCUUAGUAAUAUGGUACCCGUUUUGCUGGGAAGUGCUCUCACGGUGUACGUCGCACCUGCCGCGUCCGGAAGCGGUGUAGCCCAAGUGAAAUGUUUUUUGAAUGGUGUGAAAAUUCCAGAAUUCGUCCGAAUCAAGACGUUAAUUGUGAAAAUAUUGGGAAUGAUUGGAUCCUUGACCGGGGGUUUGGCAGUGGGUAAAGAAGGCCCGAUGAUUCACAUUGGAGCCAUUGUCGGCGCAGGUGUUUCGCAGGGCCGUUCCACAACUUUCAAGAAAGACGCGCAUAUUCUGGAAGAAUUCCGUAGCGAUACUGAAAAGCGGGAUUUUGUAUCUGCCGGAGUGGCGGCCGGCAUUGGUGCGGCUUUUGGAGCUCCAGUAGGUGGUGUGUUGUUGAGUUUGGAGGAAGGUGCGAGCUUUUGGAAUCAGUCACUAACGUGGAAAGUCUUUUUUUGCUCCUUGGUUUCCGUUUUCGUCUACAACUUGAUAAUUGGUGUUUACGAUGGCCAUCCUGGCGACUUAUCAAAUUCUGGGUUGAUUAACCUGGGCGAGAUGAUGAACUUAAAAUACCUUGCAUAUGAAAUCCCGAUUUACCUGCUUAUGGCCGUUGGAGGAGGGCUCCUGGGAGCGAUUUUUAACUUCCUUAAUUUCCAUCUAACUAUGUUCCGGCACAAACAUAUUACACGGAAGUGGGCGAGAGUUUCAGAAGUUGUGCUGAUCUCAGCCGUCACGGCAACAGUUGGGUUCAUGCUAAUUUAUUUCAUUGACGAUUGCCAAAUGGUAAAGGAUACGAGCCCACAAAGAACGGUCCAGAUGCUAUGUCCAGAUGGAGAAUAUAGCUCAAUUGCAACCAUGCUGUUCCAGACAUCGGAGUUUAGCGUUCGAAAUCUCUUACACGAUGAACCUGGGACAUAUAGGCCGACAACUUUGGUUGCGUUCCUGAUAGUUUAUUUUCUCUUGGCUUGUUGGACUUGUGGCAGUUGGAUUCCGAGCGGUAAUCUGAUUCCGGGUUUGCUCAUCGGUGCAACUUGGGGCCGACUCUGCGGUAUCGGUAUGAUGAAGUUGGUUCCCGGUGUUCCAAUUGAUCCUGGAAAAUAUGCGUUGAUCGGGGCCGCAGCCCAACUGGGAGGAAUUACGAGAAUGACAAUAUCAUUGACCGUUAUUCUGAUUGAGACAACUGGAAACAUUACAUUUGGACUUCCAAUUAUGAUUACUUUAAUCGUGGCUCAGUGGGUGGGCAACUGGUUUAAUGAUGGAUUGUUUGACAUUCACGUCAAGCUUUUGCGCGUUCCUCUUUUGGACUGGGAACCUCCUCCACUUUCUUCCCACAUGACUGCAAGAUCCAUCAUGAGCUAUCCUGUUUAUACUUUCAAGACGGUGGAGAAAGUGGGUGUAAUUUACGAUAUUCUAAAGAAAGUCACGCACAACGGGUUUCCUGUUGUGGAGGAAGGAGACAUCCGUAAUCCCUUGUCUGACGAACCAGAAACAUUCGGGCGUUUCCGCGGACUGAUUUUGCGUUCGCAGUUAAUAACACUUCUUCAGAAUCGAGUAUUCAACGAGUCGCCAAAUAUCAGCGAAAUACGGCGUCGUUUGGAUAUCCGAGCUUUUCGGGAUGACUAUCCAAGAUAUCCUAGCAUCAAGGACGUUAUAAUUACCGAAGCAGAAAAGAAUUUCACCAUGAAUUUGUAUCCUUACAUGAACCCUUCUCCGUACGUUGCGUACCUGAGUACUCCUUUUCCGCGGGUUUUUCGACUUUUUCGAGCGCUUGGAUUACGGCAUAUUGCGGUUGUUGAUACACGCAACCAAGUUGUGGGCAUAGUCACUCGCAAAGAUUUAGCUCGAUACCGGGUGGAAACUCACAAAGGCCGAAUAAAGGUCGAAGAGCUUCAAGUGUCUAACGAGUUAGCAGUCAAUCCCAUAACGAGAGCAUGCCCUUAAAUUUAGUGCUGGCUGGCUGUUCCAAAUUUUAAAAUCUCUUGUUUUAACCAUGAUGCUUAUGUGAUUAUUGUUGGACUGUGAUUUCAACCGUACAGGUAGUAAGAACUACUGCAUCUUUCACUUUUUAGUAUUUGAAGAUUGUCUUACAAAAUCGAUGUUUGAUAUUGUACAUUGAUUCUGCAUUCACCUUAUUACUUGCUAUACACCUUUACUCUACACGUUUGUUCUUUUAAAGACCUAAAAAACAACUUCCGGCAAAAAGAUGUCCU
Messenger RNA from Paramacrobiotus metropolitanus, 3324 nucleotides. Its product is annotated as H(+)/Cl(-) exchange transporter 7-like. Gene Ontology annotation, molecular function: voltage-gated chloride channel activity. Lineage: Eukaryota; Metazoa; Tardigrada; Eutardigrada; Parachela; Macrobiotidae. Gene Ontology annotation, cellular component: intracellular membrane-bounded organelle; lysosomal membrane. Bases 491 to 3055 code for a protein of 854 amino acids. The transcript is spliced from 16 exons. The record is from RefSeq and is a predicted model, not a curated record. Gene Ontology annotation, biological process: chloride transport; transmembrane transport.